Molecule: messenger RNA, 1315 nt
Organism: Cannabis sativa
Lineage: Eukaryota; Viridiplantae; Streptophyta; Magnoliopsida; Rosales; Cannabaceae
Product: E3 ubiquitin-protein ligase BIG BROTHER
Exons: 9
Coding region: 262-1041 (259 amino acids)
Biological process (GO): protein ubiquitination; negative regulation of organ growth
Molecular function (GO): ubiquitin conjugating enzyme binding; ubiquitin-protein transferase activity
Source: RefSeq, a predicted model, not a curated record
UCACACACUCUCUCCCUCUCACUCUUCUCACAUACAAAUUACAACUAUAGAGAGAGAAAGACAAGAUUUUUCCCAUUGAUUCAGUCUCUCUCUCUCUCUCUCAUCAAGCUUCAUCAAAAUUAAUAAAUUACCCUUUUCAUUGAGCUUUGGAAUGAGACAUUAGAAAACUCAUAAAGUAUCAAGCAGAGUGUGUUAUGGGAAUUGAGUGACAAGACAUUAUUCUUAUUAUUAUUAAUAUUAUUAUUAAUAUUAAUUAUUGAUAUGAACGAGGAUAGACAAAUGGAAGUGCAUUACAUAGACACUGGCUUUCCUUACACAGCUACUGAAAGCUUCAUGGAUUUCUUUGAAGGCCUCACACAUGUCCCUCCACUCACUUAUCCUCAUCCUCCCUCUGUCCAUGAUCAGGAAAGUUUAUACUGGUCAAUGAACAUGAAUCCAUACAAAUUUGGAUUCUCUGGGACAGAAACUACUACUUCUACUUCUUACUAUGGUCAUUAUGAGGUAAAUGAUCAUUUGCCAAGAAUGGAUAUGAACAGGAGAGCUUGGGAAUACCCUUCUAUGAUGACCACAGAGGAAAUUCCAACCACAGAUCACUCAGUACAACAUUUCGAGGAUGGAUCGUCAUCAGGAGAUGCGGAUGCAGCACCGGUUCAUGCCACACUUGAAGAAAAUAUCCCAAAUCAACAGAACAGUAAUACCAGCUCUUCCCAGACUGUGUGGCAAGAUGGCAUAGAUCCUGACAACAUGACCUACGAGGAAUUACUAGACUUGGGUGAAACAGUUGGUACUCAAAGUCGAGGACUUUCCGAUGAUCUGAUCAACUUGCUUCCGACAUCCAAGUAUAAGUUUGGAAGUUUUUUCUCAAGAAAAAAAUCCGGGGAAAGGUGUGUGAUUUGCCAAAUGAGGUACAAAAGAGGAGAUAAGCUAAUGAAAUUACCAUGCAAACAUUUAUAUCAUAGUGAAUGCAUUAGCAAAUGGCUCAGCAUUAACAAGGUAUGCCCGGUUUGUAACAUGGAGGUAUUUGGCGACGAGCUAAGUUGAGGGGCGAAAGCUUCAAUUUAUAACCGAAAAAGAGGAAGAAGAAAACUCAAUUUUUCUUUUUAAAAGUUUUAGUCUUUUUUCUUUUUCUUAAAUCUUUGUAUACAUGAUACAGGGCUAGGUAAUGAAUUAAGGGUAGAUAGUCUCUUGUCUUCUUUUUUCUUUUUCUUAGUACAAUUGAUGUUUAAUUACAAAUUCCUUUUCACUCUAACUUCUCUGUUGUUGAUGAUGAUUAUGAGCUUCAUAAUAUGACCAAAAAAUAGCAACUUUAUGAGCA